Molecule: messenger RNA, 2449 nt
Organism: Ostrea edulis (European flat oyster)
Lineage: Eukaryota; Metazoa; Mollusca; Bivalvia; Ostreida; Ostreidae
Product: hemicentin-2-like
Exons: 16
Coding region: 68-2374 (768 amino acids)
Source: RefSeq, a predicted model, not a curated record
AAGACACUUUGGCCUGAAGGUUGAAUAAGAACGUCACAUACGGUAUGCAAUAUCGCCUAUCGGAAGCAUGGGGUUCAAUGACGGGGGACAUCCCGGGCUUAUAGGUGUGUUGUUCUGUGUGGGACUCCUACAUCUCAGCGCCUUCGUCAGUGUCACUAUUUAUCACGAGCUACGAAUUCAACAUUUAGAGAGAGGUGAUUGGUUUCAAGGAAACGCUGAUGACGUCGACAGAUCACGACAAAGGCGAAAUACAGAGACAAAUGAGAGAACUGAUGUUGAUGUCAUACGUCACAUCGUGCGAGAAAUUACGGAAUUCAUGAAAGCAGACGAUUCUGACAGGGCGCGAAAACUACGUCAAGCAGCAUCUCCUGGAACAACCGGAAAUGAAAUGGCGCAGAUAUUUGAACAGCUGGCUAAUUCUGAGCUUGCUAUUUUUAACAAGUACUGUGGACAAAACAGCACGAUAUGCUUACCAGGACCUAAGGGAGAAAAAGGUAACCAAGGGCUAGCAGGAACUCCAGGAUUGAAGGGUACCUCCGGAUUACCAGGUGAGAAGGGGGCAAAGGGUGACGUCGGUUCUCCGGGUUUUCAAGGUCAAAAAGGUGACCCAGGUAAUAUUGGUUUUCCUGGAGUCAAAGGUGAUAAAGGCGAGUUGGGAUCACCUGGGCUGAGUGGACCGGCCGGAGUGAAAGGCGAGAGAGGUAACAUAGGUUCCCAGGGUCCUGCUGGGAAAGAUGGUGCUCCUGGACUACAAGGGACCAAAGGUGAAAAGGGUCGAGUAGGAGAUCCGGGUCUGAAGGGAGGUAAAGGAGAGCGAGGAGAUUAUGGUCCGCCAGGAAUCCCAGGGGCCAAGGGAGCGGCCGGAUUUCCGGGACUAAAGGGUGACAAAGGUGACAGUGGAUUAUCAGGUCCACCGGGCCCUCCUGGGGUUUCUGGGCAGAAAGGCGACCCAGGGACCGAGGGUCUCAGGGGUCUUCAAGGGGAGAAAGGUGAUGUGGGGCCUAAAGGGGACCCAGGAAACACAGCAUUAGUCACACCCAAAGCAACGUGUUGUGACAGUCUAGAAAAGCCAUAUUUCAAUCAAACGACACAAGUAAUUAACGCCUUGGAGGGGUCAUCUGUCACGUUACAUUGCGAUGUCCAAGGUCAUCCUAAACCGACAAGGGAGUGGAUUCACGUGACAGUUCCAACUAACGGUACAGUUUCCGCCGUGUCUAGCGCAGAAUCACUGACGUUGGUGAACCUUGACCCUUACAGAGACGGAGGGACCUACACGUGCAAAGGGUCUAGCGCUCUGGGUGACGCCACCAAAAUCGUUCAGUUAAAUGUUUAUCAGCACAUCAGAAUAGUGGACCAUAUAUCUAACCACUCAAUGCUAGUAGGUCAGAAUGUCGUUUUUGAAUGCAAAUUCCAAAGUGAACCGAAACCCACUGUGACGUGGUAUCACGUGGAUCAAAAUGGCGCCCGAACUCAGAUCACCACUGGCGUCAUCGAGAUCCCGGGAGGAACCCAGCUGGAGCUGCCCGCAGUGGGAAACAAAGACAAAGGGGAGUACACAUGUGUGGCUAACAACGGACUGGAGACCGUCUCACAACACGCCUUCCUAGUCACACAGGGUCCGCCUAUGAUCUCACCACACGCUCCCGUCACAGGCCUCGUGGGACACACCCUCAAACUCCAUUGUGAUGUAACCGGAGACCCCAAGCCCACCACAACCUGGAUAGCUCCGCCAAACGUGAAUAACGCUUAUGAGGACAAGAACGGGGACCUAGUUUUGCUGAAUACCCAAGCUGGGGAUGCCGGGCCUUAUAUCUGCAAGGCCACCAAUUCUUUUGGAUCCGCCAAUUCUGUUGUCACGCUGGUGGUACAUGAACCUGGUAAAGUAGAAAUACCGGGGUCCCAUUUAAUUCCUGUGGGAGCCUUGACCACAAACUUUGCCAUCGCCUGCAAGGCUUCUGGGGAGGCGCCUCUGAAUGUUCAGUGGUACCAUGACGGUUCGCCAGUGAAGCCCGACUCGUUCCACGCCCUACUUCCGGACAACACUCUGUUGAUUCUGUCCGUGAAUCGCCCUGCAGAUUAUGGCCGCUACUCCUGUGUCGCGUCAAAUCUGUACGGAUCUGACAAUUCCACGGCCACAGUGUAUGAGGACAAGGGAACCACGACUUGUGAUGCUCCCUUCACCGACUGCUCCGGCAAAAUUUGCGGAGUGAAGUGCCCUCCGGGAUGCCAGCAAACAGCCGUGGACGGAACUACCUCUUAUUCAACGUCUGCUCCCCUGUGUCUGAGUGGGAUACAGAGUGGGGUGAUCCAAAACAACGGUGGAGUGGUCACGUGGCAGACAGCGGGAAACACAGCAACAAUACAGACACAAUGAGAGACAAGGACGAGUGGUGUACCAGAUGCACAGACUGAGGAAACAUUAUAAGUGCAAUAAAAUAUUCUCACUUUU